CUCAUUGUUCAUAUUUAUUUAUCUUUUAUAUAUAUACAGCAAAAAUAAAUUAUAUUUUAGCAUAUCUACGCGAAUUUGUAGAAGAGCACGAAUCGAACUUUGAUGAUUCCGACAUCCGGGACUUUAUUGAUGCUUUCCUGAAUGAAAUGAAGAAACGAGAAAAAGAUGAUGAUGUUUUUAAUAAAAUCCAGCUGGUCAGAUUCGUACGUGAUCUAUUCAAUGCGGGAUCAGUUACAACAAGCAGCACAUUGGCGUGGGCUUUCCUCGCUUUGGUCUGUUACCCAGAAUGCCAAGAAAGAAUUGUAGGAGAAGUUUUGACAACCUUUGGUGAAGAUGGAGUGCCGUCAAUGAAACAUCGAGAUGAAAUGCCCUACACUUGUGCCUUCAUACAAGAACUGAUGAGACAUAGAACUUUGAUUCCACUAAGUGCCUUUCAUAAAACGAACGAAGAUGCGACAGUGAAUGGAUACAAUAUUCCAAUAAAUACGACGAUCGUUCCGAACAUCUGGGCAGUUCAUUACGACCCCAAAUAUUUCAAAAAUCCGAGAGAAUUUCUACCUGAUAGAUUUCUCGGCCGUGACGGAAAAUUCAUCAGUUCUAAUCACGUGAUUCCAUUUUCGAUCGGUCCUCGACAUUGUCUGGGAGAACAACUUGCAAGAAUGAAGGUUUUUGUAUUUCUAACGGGAAUAUUACAAAAGUUAAAACUGUUUCCACACCCUGGAAAGCCCCUUCCUUCUUUCAAUGACGGCGUGUUCCGCAUGGUCACAUACGGGCCACCCCAGUUUGACGUCGUUUUCGAACGACGAUAACAUUUUUUUAAAUAAAAAAAAACAGCUUUUUAUAAUUGGGAGCAAAAGGAUAAAAAUGAUUAAAAUUAUUACAAUGUUUCUCUGUACUUGACAGAUAGGCACAUAGACAUGUUUUGUUCAAAGAACUGUAGGCGAUGCCACUUCACAAAAAAUGAAUUUACGUAACCUAAUAAACAUUUAUAAAGGCUAAAAUAUUGUAAUGACUGUGUAUUUGUAACGCUAACAAAUGAAUUAAAUCGUUUGGCAAUUACGACAACUUAUCCAAAUGAAUUUUCCAAGAUAUUUAUGAAUUACCUUUCGCGUAACAAUAUAUAAAUUCCUUGGUCGAUAAACUUUGUUUUUGGUUUGCAUCGCUAUGAAGUA
This is a messenger RNA of Styela clava, 1172 nucleotides long. Lineage: Eukaryota; Metazoa; Chordata; Ascidiacea; Stolidobranchia; Styelidae. The record is from RefSeq and is a predicted model, not a curated record.